GGUUGCUAUGAGAUCCGCGGGGGCAGAGGACCAGCAGCCAGCCUGGCGCUGAUGGGUCUCACCGCGUUCUAAACCUUUCUUUUGACACAGUUUUAGAGUUGUUUAAUAUCUGAGCAAGCACCUGACACGGAUGACUUUUUCCUUCUCUCAGUCCCUCGGGUAAGAUGGAGGUAGAAAAUGAAGCCAGCUGCUCCGCGGGGAGCGCAUCAGGCGGGUCCAGAGAGUACAAGGUGGUGAUGCUGGGAGCAGGGGGAGUUGGUAAAAGCGCAAUGACAAUGCAGUUCAUUAGUCAUCAGUUCCCUGAUUAUCAUGAUCCUACUAUAGAAGAUGCUUACAAGACCCAGGUUAGGAUUGACAAUGAACCAGCUUAUUUGGACAUCUUGGACACUGCUGGUCAGGCAGAAUUCACAGCCAUGAGGGAGCAGUACAUGCGAGGUGGAGAGGGCUUCAUCAUCUGCUACUCCAUCACUGACCGUCAAUCGUUCCAAGAGGCUGCCAAGUUUAAAGAGCUCAUUUUCCAGGUCCGCCACACCUAUGAAAUUCCUCUAGUGCUGGUGGGCAACAAAAUUGACCUGGAACACUUCCGCCAAGUCUCUACAGAAGAAGGCUUGAGUCUGGCCCAAGAGUAUAACUGUGCUUUUUUUGAGACCUCUGCAGCCCUCAGAUUCUGUAUUGAUGAUGCUUUUCACGGCUUAGUGAGAGAAAUCCGCAAGAAAGGGUCCACGCCCUCCCUGAUGGUAAAGAAACUGAAGAGAAAAGACAGCUUGUGGAAGAAGUUAAAAGCUUCACUGAAGAAGAAGAGAGAAAAUAUGACAUGAUAUCACUGCUUCUAAUUCCCUCACUCUCUUUCUCUCUGAAUUUUAUUUGACAGACAAUUCCAAAUGUGGCAUUGUGCUUCAAUAUUCUCUCUCUGUCUCUCUCUCUCUCUCUCUCUCUUUCAAUAAUCUGCCUGUAGGUAAAAGCAAGAGCUGCAUAGCUGUACUUCUUGAGAUAGUUUUGUUUUGCUGUUAACAGUUGGAUGGAUUUUGUCAAUCAGCCGGAUAUGCUGUUUAGUUUUUACAAUAUAUUACUAAAUAAAAUUGACAUUCUAAUUGCCUCA
This is a messenger RNA of Orycteropus afer afer, 1099 nucleotides long. It is a transcript of the gene RIT2, whose product is annotated as Ras like without CAAX 2. Gene Ontology annotation, biological process: positive regulation of neuron projection development; Ras protein signal transduction. The record is from RefSeq and is a predicted model, not a curated record. Gene Ontology annotation, molecular function: GDP binding; GTP binding; GTPase activity. Lineage: Eukaryota; Metazoa; Chordata; Mammalia; Tubulidentata; Orycteropodidae. Gene Ontology annotation, cellular component: plasma membrane.